AUGAACUCCGACUGGCAGAAGCUUGCGGACCUUUGGUAUCGCAAGCGCGAGGUGUAUCCUGCACAAUGGGCCGAUGACCCUGAUCGGCUUCACUUGUGCGUGGUGGCUGGUGCGCCGUAUGGAGGGCCAGUGGCAACAGUGCGGGAUGAGCAUGUCUUCCAACCCGUGAAGGGUAGUCUUCGAACGGAGCUACAAAUCUGGACAUCUGCCGGCCGGCUCAUUCAGUCAGCACCAUGGGCACACACCGGUCUGCUUGCCAUGGGCUGGAGUGCACAAGAAACCUUGGUGUGCGUCUUCGAGUCUGGGUUGGUUCGAACGUUCACAGUGAUGUGCGAACCUUUGCACGUCUUCACCGUGGACGAGCGGAUCAUGUCAGAGGGCGGUGCGGUUGCGGCAGCACUGUGGCCCAACGGAAUUGCAUUGCUGACGCGGAAGUUCAACAUAUUUGUGAACACUUCUCUAACUCGAUCAGAGGAUGCUUGCCAGCGCUUCGCCGAUUUCAAGGUUCCCAGCGCACCUCUGAGUCUCUGCGUGCUCCCACCGCCUUCGGAAGAGUCAGCGGACGUGCAAGUCAUUGUGGGUACUUCUGAGGGGCCCGUCUUGAUGGUCGACAGGCACAGCUGCAGAGACAUCGGCCUCACGGAUGGUCCCUUCAUGGCUUUCGCAUUAUCCAGCAGCGGCCGACUCCUUGCCUGUCUCAGCACCAAGGGCGUCUUCAAGGUCCUCGCUGUCAGCGACAACUUGCAAGUCCUGGACGUGGCGAACAUCGUCGACACGAUCAAGAAGCCCAAACAGAUGGUCUGGUGUGGGGACGACUGUAUCGCUCUGUAUUUGAUUGCGCAGACUCCAUCGAACAGCCUGCAGCACAUCCUCUUCGUUGGAGGGCCUCAGAACGACUGGAUUCCUUACCAGUACGAUGCACCCUUGCAUUUGGUGUCAGAGUGCGACGGCUGUCGAGUACUUGGUACAAACAAGAUCGAGUUCGUGCAACGAGUGCCACCUAGUGUGGAGCAGGUCUUCGGCAUCGGCAGCGUUGAUCCACCGGCGAUGCUGUGCUACGCACUGGAGCGCUACGAGAGUGGAGAUGUUUGCGCACAGGAGUCUUUAAGACCCAUCAAGGCUGAGCUGCCCGAUGCCGUGUCAACAUGCAUUGAUGCGGCGCUCUGUGAACAGCCGCCACACUCUAGCAAUUUGCUCAGAGCCGCAAGCUUCGGUCGUCAUUUCCUAUCUGAUACCCUGGAGCCGGACCGUCACAGGGAAGCUUGCAAGAACUUGCGGAUCUGCGUGGAGCUGCGAAAGGCGCCAGUUGAUAUUCCCAUUACGGCUGCCCAACUUGAGAAGCUCGGCAUCGCAGGCUUGAGUCUGAGAUUAGCCCAGCGCCACUUCCACCUCCUUGCGACUCGGAUUUGCGAAUGGACGGGACAUUCGGAGGAGAAGGUCCUGUACCAUUGGGCAUGUGAGAAGAUUCGGCAUUCGACUGCUUACACGGACGAGCAACUGUGCCAGAUCAUCCUGAGCAAGUUUCAACACUGUCCGGGUAUUGGAUACGCAGAGGUGGCGCGGGUCGCAGCCGAAAUGGUCAGAACCGUUCUUGCCACUUCCCUAUUGAACCACGAGCCAAGAAGCCAUGCACAGGUGCAGGUCUUGGUUCAGCUAAGUCAGGAAGGAGAUGAGAAGAACCGAGAGAUUAUGCUUCGCAUCGCCUUAGACAAAGCUGCACGGAGCUGGGAUCCCGACCUGAUCCACCUUGCGCUUUCGGCUGCCAGCGGAGGUGGCAUCUGCAAGCGCGGUGCAGACAUCCAAACUGUGGCUCGCCUGGUCAAGGAGCGGUCGUUUGAGCUGCAGGUCAUCAGCGACAUGGUCACCAGCAUUCUCUCGAAGGCUGAGCAGUUCGACCGGGCUCGAAUGCUUUGUGACCAGCUCGACCGUAAGCGUCCAGCAGCCUACUGCGCACUGCAACGGAUCUACCGGCAAGCCAACUACGAAGAGCGGAUGAAACUCCUUCGCUUCUCAAAGGAUCUCUUUGCCAUUAGCGAUCCGACAGCAACAGAUGCAGAAAAGACCUCCAUGCAAUUUGCAUCUCAAGCAUGCGCUGAGGAAAUCGACCUUCUUCGGGCCCAGGUGUCGCUAGAGGAUCAAGCGGCUGCAAAGCAUUGGAAAGGCAACACUCGCUUCGCGGGAUUGUCAUUGACAUCAACCUUGAUCAGGCUCAUAGAGAUUGGAGAGGUGUUGGAGGCUGACAACCUGCGGACCCAAAUGAAAGUACCGGACAAGAGAUACUGGAGAAUCAAAAUUCGUGGCCUGAGCAAUGCCUCCAACUUCGAGGAGCUUAACGUGUUUGCCACCCAUCGGACCUCCCCCAUCGGCUACGAGCUCUUCAUCGAUACAUUCUUGAAGCAUGGGCGAAAUGACUUCGCCUUGACAUUGGUGCCACAGAUCAAGGGUGCAGAGCAGCAAGCCCAGUAUUACCUUCGGAUGGGAAUGGCGGAGGAGGCACAGCGAGCGCGAAGCCAGGGACAGGAGCGCUCAGGUGCAGGACGAUUGCUGAACAUGCUGGGUGUAGGCCGGUGA
Molecule: messenger RNA, 2571 nt
Organism: Symbiodinium sp. CCMP2456
Lineage: Eukaryota; Dinophyceae; Suessiales; Symbiodiniaceae
Source: the annotation of a GenBank genome assembly